GUCUGGCGUAUUGGAAUUGUGUUUCUGUUUAGUUUUGAUGAGUUAUGUGUCUUUAUGGUUGGCUGACAUGACGCAUGCAAAUUUGAGUUAGAUUAGCAACGGUGACCGGACACACAACAACACACGCCACAUGCUGUACCCGGGAUCCAUAAAGUCACGUGACUGUCUGAUGACCAGCAUCACAGCAUUCAGAUGGCAUCAUUUCCUGUCUGGCCGAUGAUGCUCUGAAGCAGGCAGUAUGGAUACGAGCCUGCUGAUUGGCUGGCAGGAUGAGCGGGCGGAGCUGAGAUCGGAGCUCUCACGGCUGGAGGAGGAGCUUGCAGAGAGCCGUGCUGAUAGGCUGGAGCUGGAGUCGCGUGCACAGGCCCUCACAGAGAGGCUGGCCCAGUCUCUGGACCCCUCCCUCUCCUCGUCUCUGCAUGUGGACGCUGAGCAUCGGGAAUGGAGGAGGAAGCUGAGAGAAGGCAAGGAGAGAGAGACCAGACAAGCCCUGCUCAUCCACAAACUCCAGACCAAGGUGCUGGAGUAUCGCUCCCGGUGCCAAGGCUUGGAACAGAAAGUGGAGGAAGAGGGGAAGGAUAUGAGAAUGAGAGAGAAGAGAAUCCGUGAUGAACACAGUGACUCCUUGGAGAGCGCCCUCAUCAGGCUGGAGGAGGAACAGCAGAGGAGUGUGGGACUGGUAGAGGUCAACAGCCUCCUCCGCAGCGAGCUCAGCCAAUCAGCAGAAGCCAAUGACUCUCUCAGGGAGGACCUCCGUAAGCUGACGGAUGAUUGGUCCAAGGCAGUGGAGGAGGCGGGGCAGAGGGAAUCGGAGUGGCUCAGAGAGAAACAGUUCCUAACAGGACAUAUAAGUCAUGAACACACUCGACUGAUGACGCUAUGGGGGAGAGUGGUGACUCUUAGACGCCAGUGCAACACCGUCAAGACCGCCACUGACAAGGACUUAUGGGAGCUCAGGGCGGAGUUCUCACGCCUCUCCUCCUCUCUGCUCACCUCUUGUGCCUCCGCGCGGCCUCUCGUGACCUUUUCCAUGACCCCUGACCUUUACGGACCACGCUCCUCCUCCGCGCCCCCCCUCUCCGCAGACGGCCCUCUCUCUCUGGGGGAACUGGGGAUGGAGCGGAGGGAGAGAGCGAAGGAGAGAGAGAAGGAGAGAGAGAAGGAGAGAGUGAAGGAGAGGGAGAAGGAGAGAGAGAAGGAGAGGGAGAUGAACGAGCUGAGGGAACAACACGAGGCAGAGACACUGGCACUCAGGAACAGGGUUGCGGAGCUGAGUCUCUCUCUGAAGGAGAGGGAGGCAGAUAUAGAGAAGCUGGAGGAGGAGAGGAAGGAACGACAGAGCCAGAAGAAAGAGAGAGAGGAGGAGGACGAGAGGGAAUGGGAGAGAAGCAGAGAGAUGGAGAGAAACCUCGAGUCUGUUCAGGAGGCCCUCACUAAACUGUCCCGUAUCAUGACUACACGCAGUGGAGCUGGAGAUGCCCCUCUCCUUGCUGUGAAAGGGGGCGUGGCCAAGGGGCUGCCCACCUGGCUGUCAAUCAUCGCCCAGGCGGAGAGCUCCCUCCAGUGGAAACAUCAGGAACUGCAGAUGUGUGUUACUAUCAGGGUUUUGGAUUCUUAUCAUCCAUGGUAA
This is a messenger RNA of Clupea harengus (Atlantic herring), 1630 nucleotides long. RefSeq names its product rootletin-like. Lineage: Eukaryota; Metazoa; Chordata; Actinopteri; Clupeiformes; Clupeidae. Bases 239 to 1630 code for a protein of 463 amino acids. The record is from RefSeq and is a predicted model, not a curated record. The transcript is spliced from 11 exons.